Molecule: messenger RNA, 600 nt
Organism: Panicum virgatum (switchgrass)
Lineage: Eukaryota; Viridiplantae; Streptophyta; Magnoliopsida; Poales; Poaceae
Product: vegetative cell wall protein gp1-like
Exons: 2
Coding region: 1-600 (199 amino acids)
Source: RefSeq, a predicted model, not a curated record
AUGCCGGCGCCCUUGAGCCUGCGCACAGUGCCGGAGGAGGAUGCUUCGCUGGUUGGAGUUGGCGAAGACGACAAUCCAAUUUGGGGGUUUUCCCGCCGGCCGCGCUCCGCCUCCUCGCCACCCCCGCCCCGGCCCCGCGACUCCGUCGCCGACACCAAAUCCGCGCUCUGGCCAAUCUCCCAGCCCCCUACCGCCUCCGCACCCUCCGCUGCCGCCGCCGUCGCCAACUCAUCACCUCCGGCUCCGCCAGAGACCUCCCCCAUAACGGCUCCCUCCGACUCGCUCGUGCAGGCGCCGUCCUCCUCCCUGCCUCCCACGCACACGCAUUCCGCUACUCCAGCGCCCGCGCCCGCCGCCGGCAAGGAUGCUGAAGGCCGAAAGGACAAGGACGACGACGGUGACCACAAGUCCGCCCCCGCGCCCGCCCCGGCGGCCCAGGAGAUUAAGGCCUCCAGCACCGCCCAUCAGGGCGAUGGCGCUGAUGAUGGCGAGGUUCACGAGGAGAUGAACGGCGGCAAGAAGGCCGGCAUGGUAGCCCUAGCCGCUGCGCGGCCCUGCCAGCCGAGGCGCCACCCUGCUCGGCCUCCUCCCCGGAUCUGA